AUGUCUGGCGCUAUGCACAAGAUCAAAGAGGUCCUGACUGGCCACCACGGCGACUCUGGAACCACCAACCAUGGUCCUCAUGAUUCCAAGGCCGCUAACAAGGUCGAUCCUCGUGUAGACUCCGACCUUGAUAACCGUGCUCGCCACGAAGCCAUGGGAGGUGCUGCCGGCCCUCAUUCCUCCAGCACUGCCAACAAGCUCGAUCCUCGCGUAGACAGCGACCGUGACAACCGAGGAGCCGCUGGUACUUAUGGUACUGGCAACACUUAUGGCUCGAACACCUACACCAACACCAGCAGCAACGCUGGUCCCCAUAACUCCAACAUCGCCAACAAGUUGGAUCCCCGUGUUGACAGUGAUCGCGAUAACCGCGCUCGUCAUGAAGCUAUGGGCGGCACUGCCGGUCCCCACAAGUCCGACAUCGCCAACAAGCUGGACCCCCGUGUCGACAGCGACCUCGACAACCGCGGAGUCCACAGCCACACCAAUACCGGUACCACUGGCCUAACCGGCGCAGGAACCGCUGGAACCACCCACACCGGGACUACCGGAGCAGGCUACGGCUCGAACACCUACGGCACCACCAGCUCCAACGUCGGUCCCCACGACUCGAACAUCGCCAACAAGCUCGACCCCCGUGUGGACUCGGACAUGGACAACCGUGCGCGCCACGAGGCCUUGGCUGGCAGCAGCUACGCGGGCACCAACACUGGCACCGGUGCCGGCUACACAGCUGGCCCGCACAGCUCCAACCUGGCCAACAAGAUGGAUCCGCGUGUGGACUCGGACCUGGAUAACCGGGGCACCCUUGGCAGCCAGCGUUUCUAA
Molecule: messenger RNA, 828 nt
Organism: Aspergillus clavatus NRRL 1
Lineage: Eukaryota; Fungi; Ascomycota; Eurotiomycetes; Eurotiales; Aspergillaceae
Gene: dprA
Product: putative cell surface protein
Exons: 3
Coding region: 1-828 (275 amino acids)
Source: RefSeq, a predicted model, not a curated record